This is a messenger RNA of Phialemonium atrogriseum, 2707 nucleotides long. RefSeq lists its product as uncharacterized. The coding region runs from base 434 to 2380 and encodes 648 amino acids. The record is from RefSeq and is a predicted model, not a curated record. The transcript has 3 exons. Lineage: Eukaryota; Fungi; Ascomycota; Sordariomycetes; Cephalothecales; Cephalothecaceae.
GGCCGAACUGGCACCCGAUAAGCAAGUCCAGGACGGGCUGUGGUUUAACGUGGAGUAAAGGCGGAGUUCUCUACGAAACAAUAGUAUGCUACACCCAUGACGGGAUGCCUCUCUGCUAUUCCUACAUAUAGAUUCGAAGCGCUGAGCCAAAACUGCUCGCGAAGUAAUUGGUAAUUACGUAGGCACCCAAAUGAGUCUUUGGGGCUGAGACAUAGAUGGAUGCACGGACAUGCAAAAGUAACUGUUGCUGUGGUAACCCUGGGAACAACCACACCAGGAACAAACGAAUAGAGGGGGACCAUCCAUCCCGUCUGUGGAAUGCACCCUUCGUUCUUACCACCACCAUAAUUCUAUUAUACCACAUUCCAGUCGGUAUAGCCCUCCCCCCCACCGAACAUUUCCAUUCCUUCGAGGUCGACGCCCCAUUGCAGACAUGGUCAGCGCUCACCAGCCCUUUCUCUACGAGGCAGACAAGUAUGACGACAGUCGUUUCCCUUCCACUCCAUUUGAUCCCAAGGCUGUAACUCGUGCCAGCCUUGAGCCCAAGCGGUCCAAACCUAGGCCCAAUGGCCCGCUCAUCUCGUUCAACCAACAUCCCGACUCUCAUGAGGUCCUGGGGCAACGGUCUGUGUACUGGAAGCCCAUGGACAGUAAAAAAUGGUGGAUUAAGACCAUGAGAUUGGUACAGAUGGUGCUGCGAAUAGUCGAGCUGAUCGGGGCAAUUGGCGUAUUGGUCAUGAUCAUCCUCAUCAAGAAGAUGCCGGACUUGACGGCGUGGGUAAUGAGAAUCACGCCUGGAGUCGCCAUGAUCCACUGCAUUUAUGGCAUUUACCACCUCUCCCGAGCCGCUGGCGGACGGACUCCAGGCUCUUCGGCGGCCUAUCACACAUUUGCGGGCAUCUCUGAUCUCUGUGUCGCGCCCAUCUUCGCCUACGGAAUUCUGGCCAUCCGGGACAAUGGAUCCAAGUGGGCCACCAUAUUGCCGAACCAGGGCGCGAUGGACGUCAUCAUCCCGGCUGUAUACUACCUCCUGAUCGCAGACGGCGCACUGCAUCUUCUGUCCCUGGCUAUCUCGCUGUGGCUGGGCGUUAUGUUCCGACGGAUCCAAAACAUGCCACCGGACAUGAACCCGCUAGAGAGCCACCUGACAGCCCGACCGCACAAGCGCAACAAGUCCUCCAUCGCCACCACGUCCACCUACACGGAGAGCGAAAAGCGCCUGUCGACCCCGCUGGAAGAGCGCCGCCGCUCCGGCACACCCUACGAGGACAUAUCGCGGGGCCCAAGGGUCCCCUUCAUGCAUACCCGCCAGGGCUCCGACACCUCCCUGCGCACGCGCGACUCCCGCGUCGACCUCCCCAGCCGCCAGUACCAGAUCACGCCCGGCAACUCCCCUCGCAACUCGGCCACCUCGGCCGAUCUGAAGCGCAUGUCCGCGCCCCCGCCCCCGCGCUCCUCACACCGCGGCUCCUACGCCGAGAUCCCGCUCGCCGGGACCAGCAGCCGCGGCUCGUCCGCGUACGGCUACGCGCAAGCGUACGCAUCCCCUUCCUCCCCGACGCAGGUGGCGUCGUCGUCGUCAUCGUCCCGCCCGAACAGCUCCUCCCGCCUCAGCACCGGCACCGUGGCCUCGCACCGCGCGACGCCGACGGUGCCCAAGCACCAGACCGCGCAGCCGGCCCGCGCCGCAAGGUUCACCGAGGCCUGGUACGCGUCCGACUCGCUCAUCAGCCGCACGCAGCAGCGCGCCCGCGAAAUGGGCCGCCCCGGCGCCGCCGUCGCCCCGAGCAGCCGGCGCGCCUACGAGGCUAUCGCCCAGCCGUACGAUGACAACGACUCGGACUCGGACUCGGACGCCGGGAUCCGCCCCGACGAGAACGAGAGCGAUCUCGGCUCCGCCGCCGGGCACCCAAACCCGCUGCGCUGCAACCCGCUCGCGCCGCCGCCGGCGUCCAGGGGCCCCGCGCUGGCCGACAUCGCCCUCAACGACCGCCGCGUCAGCGGCAGUCGGGACAUUGUGGACGAGAAGCCUGCCGCGGCGGCGCUGGCGUCGACGCGGUACCAGCAGCAGCAGCAGAACCUGCUGUUGAAGAAGAACCCGCAGAUGGUGCCGCGCAACCGCAACAGCUCGAUCCAGCCCGAGAGCGAGUUCUUCUACUCGAAGCCGUAUGGCGAGCUCAAGCCCGCGACGCCGCCCGUCAUGGUCGGCAGCGGGAGGCAGGUCUCGUCGGGUAACGACUAUGGUGUCGGGGCUGGGGUGGGGGCCGAGGCGGGCUUCUCGUCUACCUUUGGUAAGCGGGGGGUCAGUGGGAAGAUUGCGGAGGAGGGGAGAGUUGGAGAGGAGAGGAGGUAUUCGAGGUAUGGUGGGCUUGACGAGUAAGGGGGGAUGUGGUGGGCGAGAAGAUCCGUAUGAGUGUGCUUAAAGGUAGGUUGGCUUGGACGAUGUCAUGUUGGGUCGAUGGAACGGGGAUAGCUUGGUGUUUCUGCUCGAUUGUUUGUCUGUAUGUAUGGAAUUUGCGGAGUUUGUAAUGACAGGCUAGGGAACGGAUAUUAUGGGAUGGGAGUCAGGACAAGCAGAGAUGAUAGGGCAACUUGAAGCUCACUUAGUUUCAAAGCGGUGAUGAUGAUGCUCUAUGAAGACAACCGAGUGAGUGUACCUAAAGCUUUCCAAGAGAGAGAUACGGAGUAACCCCCCGCGAAAGGCUAC